CAUGAACCAUCAUGUGGUUUCGACAACACCGGCCGCCCAUGUCUAACCUGUCCCCUGCCUUUGCCUUCCUAAGAAGAGCAAAGGUUGUGAGCCGUCCAUCCUGAUGGAGGCCGACGCCGACGAGGCCGACGCCGACGUGGUGUCUCCGGCUUCUCCGCCGAAGCGGCGGAUGUGCCAGACCUGCACUCGGCCAGAAAGCGCCUGCAUCUGCGCCAGUUUGCCCUCGACACCUUUGCGACUACCAAGUGGUCUCGAAAGCAUCCUUUUGCUUCGUCAUCCAAAGGAGCGGCGACAGAAGCACCAGAGCGCUUGGAUUCUGGAGCGGUGUCUCUCUUCCGUGCGGCAGCACGUCUGCAGGAAGCUGCCCACGGCGCCGAGCGGUCCAGACGCCGAGAGCGCCCCAGGCAUUCCAAGUGGUUUGGAGUAUCUCUACGAGCAGCCCGACACUUGCCUCCUGGUCUUCCCCGGCACCGGCGCCAAGCCGCUGCGAGAUGUUCUAGAUCCCGGGGUGAAGCAUUUAAUUUUGGUGGAUGCUACUUGGCGCUUUGCACGCGAGAUGGCCGCGGUGGAGGAGGCAGGUCCCUUGUCCCAGAUCCGCCGGGUGGAGCUCACCCCUCCUCACCAGCUCCGCCCCGUCUUCGUGGUGCGGAAGCCCAUGGUCUUGACCAAGGAAGAGGCGGAGCCAGCACAGUGGGGCUUCAGUACCGCUGAAGCAGCAGCCCUGGCGGUGGACGAGAUCGCUCAUCUCCGAGGACGCCCGGACGCCGCGGAUCCCGCGGACGCGGACGUCCCGGGCGAAGCUUGGGAGCUGGUGACUCGUGCCUUGCGGGCGUACGCUCAGAUUCAGCUGGAGCAUACCGAGGCGC
Molecule: messenger RNA, 866 nt
Organism: Durusdinium trenchii
Lineage: Eukaryota; Dinophyceae; Suessiales; Symbiodiniaceae
Source: the annotation of a GenBank genome assembly